AUGGGUGGCAGGACUGUGGCAGGGCUUCUGUCUGGAGCAGCUGUGUUCCUCCUGGUGCUCUUUCAGAGCACAGAGUCAGUCUACAUCCAGUACCAAGGCUUCCAGGUCCAGCUGGAAUCUGUGAAGAAACUGAGCGACCUGGAGAGACAGUGGGCGUUCAGCCCCCGCCUGCAGGCCUGGAGCACCUUGCCCAUCCCGUGCUACCACCUGGCCCUGCCGCCUGAUCUCAAGCCCAUCUGCACCUCCAGGGAAGCUGCCAGCAUCUUCAAGUCCUUGAAGACCAUCGCUGAGGACAACUGCGAGUUGUGUGAGAAUGUUGCCUGUACCGGCUGCAUCUGAGAUGGCCCCAGGUGCCCUGAGCCCACCCUGGACUCCUGCAUCCCCAGCCCACUGGCUUCACAACCCCCACCCCCAUCCAAGCUUUGGUCAUGUCCUCGUCAUUGCCAUGGUCAUUGCCACCCUCUAGAGCCAAAGCAGCUGGA
Messenger RNA from Hipposideros armiger (great roundleaf bat), 482 nucleotides. RefSeq names its product guanylate cyclase activator 2B (gene GUCA2B). The record is from RefSeq and is a predicted model, not a curated record. The transcript is spliced from 3 exons. Lineage: Eukaryota; Metazoa; Chordata; Mammalia; Chiroptera; Hipposideridae. Gene Ontology annotation, cellular component: extracellular region. Bases 1 to 339 code for a protein of 112 amino acids. Gene Ontology annotation, molecular function: guanylate cyclase activator activity.